Molecule: messenger RNA, 1671 nt
Organism: Papaver somniferum (opium poppy)
Lineage: Eukaryota; Viridiplantae; Streptophyta; Magnoliopsida; Ranunculales; Papaveraceae
Exons: 3
Coding region: 1-1671 (556 amino acids)
Source: RefSeq, a predicted model, not a curated record
AUGACCAAAAAUCAUCUCAUAAGAAUCAAAAAGGACAAGUGUCGAUGCCCUUGUAAACAAUGCUUGAAUGGAAACGACCCAGUUUCGUUAGAUUUGGUCAAGAAUCAUUUGCUUAAAUAUGGAAUGGCAAUUAGUUAUAGAUAUACAAUAUGGUCUGAUCAUGGAGAAGAAGACAACCCUGCACAAGAUCAGUCAGCAUCAAGUUCUGUCAAUGUCCAUAAUGAUGAAACAACUUUUAUUGGGAAUGCAAAUGAGGCUAUACUUGAGAUGUUACGUGAAAAUGUUGAAUCCUUAAAUUCUGGUGGGAAGUAUGGAGGGGAGAAAACUAGUGAAGCUGAUUUAGCCAUAUUUUCCGCAUUAUUAGAUGAAGCUAAGCAAGAGCUAUAUCCUGGUUGUAAGGACUUUACGUCGUUAACAUUCUUGGUAAGGUUAAUGCAUAUCAAAGUUCUUAACCUCCUGAGUAAUAAAAGUUUCGAGAUGCAUCUGGAGUUACUUAAAAAAGCUUUUCCAAAGAACAACAACAUUCCCAGUUCAUAUUAUGAAGCUAAAAGAAUGUUGAAGGGUUUAGGAUUGGGUUAUGAGUCAAUUCAUGCUUGUAAAAACGAUUGUGCUUUAUUCUGGAAGGAGUAUGAAAAGGAAGACAAAUGUCCGGUAUGCAGUGAAUCUAGAUACAAGUUUAAUGACGGUAAAGCAGAACCUCGUAAUGUGAGGUUGGGUCUUGCUACUGAUGGGUUUAAUCCCUUUGGAAAUAUGAGCAAUGCGUAUAGCUUGUGGCCAGUGGUGCUGAUGCCGUACAACCUCCCUCCUUUUAAGUGCAUGAAGCAACCUUUUUUCAUGAUGUCGUUACUUAUUCCUGGACCGCAAGCACCUGACAAUGACAUUGAUGUGUAUUUGCGCCCUUUAAUCGAUGAGUUAAAAGAGCUGUGGGAUGUCGGUGUGGAAAAUCGUGAUGUCUCGACAGGAAAAGUUUUUUGUAUGCGUGCAGCUGUGUUAUGGAUCAUAAAUGACUUCUCGGCAUACGCUAAUUUAUCUGGUUGGAGUACAAAAGGGUAUCUCGCCUGUCCCGUGUGUAAUGAUGAUCCGCCUUCACGGAAACUGAGAAGCAAGAUAGGUUAUUUGUGUCACCGACGGUUCUUGAAUCCUGGGCAUACUUGGCGAGAUAGCAGACUUCAUGAUGGACAUAAAGAAAAACGGGAUCUACAGGAAGAGAAAAUAGGGGAGAAACUGUUGCAGCAAAUGCAGAAUCUUGGGAUCAAUCGUUUCGGAAAACAUCCGAGUUACUCAACUAAGAAAAGAAAGCGUUCCAAGGAAGACUUGAGCUGGACGAAGAAGAGUAUCUUCUACGAGCUUCCAUAUUGGAAACAUCUCAAAAUCAGACAUAAGAUUGAUGUUAUGCAUGUGGAGAAGAAUAUAUGUGAUAACAUUGUCGGAACGAUAUUAGGUAUUGAUGGGAAAAACAAGGAUACAGAGAAAGCUCGGUUAGAUUUGGAAGAUAUGAACAUUAUGAAAGAAUUGCAUCUACGGCCUAAGGGAGAUAAAUUCGAAAACCCCCCAGCAUGUUAUACAUUAAAACCAGAACAAAGAAGAGAUUUUUGUAAGUUUUUGAAGUCGGUGAAGUUCCCAGAUGGUUAUGCGGCUAACAUAUCGAGAUGUGUAUACUGCCAUAAUUGA